This is a messenger RNA of Chondrus crispus (carragheen), 1910 nucleotides long. RefSeq lists its product as hypothetical. Bases 1 to 1008 code for a protein of 335 amino acids. NCBI's taxonomy places the organism in Eukaryota, Rhodophyta, Florideophyceae, Gigartinales, Gigartinaceae. The record is from RefSeq and is a predicted model, not a curated record. The transcript is spliced from 2 exons.
AUGCGGGCUACCUACGGUGGGAGGCCUGGUUAUUUCCGUCUUCAGGAACUCUCUGAUGUGUCUGCGACAUACUUAGCAAGAAUCCUCAGCGGUGGCGUCAUCUCUAGUACCAACGUGACGUUAGAGCCUGUGUCGACUGGAGAGCUUGUUGCUCUAACAUACGUGUCUACGCGAACACUGGUCAUCUUUGCGGCAGUGUCCACUCUCUGUCUAAGCCUUCUGAUGACUUACUAUGCCCUGAAGUUUGCGGUCACCAGGUCGAGCUCACCAAAUGAGGGCAUACUGAGACAGAAGGAAGGUUUAAGCGGUUCCUCUAUGUGGCCUGGGGGGAAAAACAAUCACUUAUUACGGUCUUUCUUCUCGCUCGAAAUAGGUGACGAUUUCGACUAUGCGAUCCGUAAAGUGUUUGAUGACUUCCGUAACACUGGUAAGUGUCAGAACCCUGAAGAUGCGUGCGUCAGGUUAUCACUGGAUUAUGAAAACAGGAACAUAAGGCACGUGGGCAUGCACGGGUGGGAUAGCUCGUUAAGCCCUGAUCCAAUUAAGGACGGGAAUGUGCUUAUGGGACGUAUGCUCGAAGUGUCAGAGGGCCUAGAUGUUGUACCAUUCAGCACAACAUCAUUAACCGAUGACCGAGAGUCCGAGGGCUUCAUAUUCGUCGAACAGUCCUAUCGCAACCUACCAUUGGGCCCCUUUAUAGCUAAGGCUAGGCAUUACGCGCGACAGCGGGCAAACCUGCGCGCGAGUCUGCGCCGGGAGUUCACGGCGGAGGUCUCUCACGGUGCGACUUUUGAUCUACGCUUAUUCGAGGUUAUGAGUGUGAAAGUCAAGGUGCUUGACCCUCAGGUACGCUUGCCCAAAUGGUGGACGUCUGGCAGGUCGCAUACGCGCCAUUCCGCAAAGACGUCUCGGAGUUUAUCGAGUGAGACCAUGAGGAUGACGCUCUCGUGCCAGGACAUGUGUGCAAAUAUGUUGUCGAAAAAUGUUUGGUAUAUAUUUACUACGUAAUCCGGAUGGAACCACAGGAACAACAGAAUCCUUUGUGCGGAGGCCCAAGUCCAUUGCCUGCGUUCGUCAUUUCCCCUAGCUAGAUGACAAGGUCGCCUGCGAAUCGCCCACAAACCCACUCGCCCUAUUGGCCGUGGCCCACUUCAGAUAUUUCCUUCGUUUGCAGUAUUGAAAGCUCUCUCUCUCUCCAAGACAUGCAAGCUCUCGUUAAAGAAUCUCCCCUCCUCUCAUUUCCCACCAACAGUAUAAUCGCAUUCUUGAGAAAGGCGAGCAGCGCUUUGUGACAUCGCUCCGGCACCCAAUUCACGUGGACGGCCUUUGGCAGCAGCUUCACCCCUGUCCCAGAGCCCAUUGCACCCAUGGUCGCGCUCUACCCUUUCCAUGACACCGCAAACUCAGCCUUCAGAGGCACCACCUCAGAGGACCUUUGGAUCGAGCUCUACCAUUCGCGUCCUAGCUGGACCGUUUCCCAGAUAUCCUACCGAAAGAACGACGGUCGCUGGAUACCAUUUGGCAAGUAUCAAGUACGACCUUCCCAGUCCGUUUUCAACCUCUCUCUCUCUCUCUCCGCCCCCCCCUCUUUUCAACCUCUCUCUCUCUGCCCCGAGUAUCCUGCUGGUUCUGACCUCUCAUGUACUCCCUCUUGUUCAUCAUUAGCUCAUUGAGGCCGACCAUGUAAAACCAGGCUUCCGUGUCUUCCGUAUUAAAGCGAAGCGUCUUGAGUUCCGUCUCGCCAAUGAGAAAGCUGAAGUCAUCGACUCCAACGUCGGCCGGAAUUACAUCAUCUCCAAGCCCGGUCGCUACGUCGUGGAAAGCGGCAGCGGCUGCCGUCGCGUAGCAGACGCUCAAAUAGCAGAUUGUUUGCGCGCGUCACGCCCCAUGGACCGUUUUGUAGAACUGUC